Messenger RNA from Sesamum indicum (sesame), 1098 nucleotides. RefSeq lists its product as uncharacterized. NCBI's taxonomy places the organism in Eukaryota, Viridiplantae, Streptophyta, Magnoliopsida, Lamiales, Pedaliaceae. The record is from RefSeq and is a predicted model, not a curated record. Gene Ontology annotation, biological process: regulation of DNA-templated transcription. Gene Ontology annotation, molecular function: DNA binding; DNA-binding transcription factor activity.
CGGGGGGCCCGCCGGCCGGCCGCCGUCUCUGCUACUCCUCCCUUGGUGGUCCACUCUACGUCUCCUCCUAUCAUCUUAUAUAUCUUGUUCUAAACCUAGCUAUAUAUUGAACCCUAUAUAGAUAGCUUUCCUCCCUUAUUGCAUUUCUUGGUGACAAUAUUCUGAUUUGAGGUAUAGAAGAAAUCAACUCUCAUGCACCAUCGCCGCAUGUUUCCUACUGGAUUUCUGAUUCUCAUAAUCCCAACAGACAACUCCGGAUUACAAACAUAUCCCCAACGUUGAAUAAUCUUCGAGUAUAUGCAGUUUAUGCAAUCAAACAUGGAGCAACGGAGAAAUGAAGAGAAAUUAUUGAAGCAGCAGCAAGAUCAGCAACAGCCACCGUCGCGGCGGCUGAAGCCGGCAGAGAUGCAGAUGGCGGCAGCCCACAACCAGCACCAACCGCCACCUCCUCAGAAGUGCCCUCGGUGUGAUUCUUCCAACACCAAGUUUUGUUAUUACAACAAUUACAGCCUCUCGCAGCCGCGGUACUUUUGCAAGGGUUGCAGGAGGUACUGGACACAAGGCGGAACCCUAAGGAACGUCCCCGUAGGAGGCGGUUGCCGGAAAACGAAGAGGCCGAAACCCUCGAUCCCAUCGUCAUCCUCGAGUGAGAUCGCAAGAACUCAAUCUUUAUCACCCGCACUUCCCUCUCAAAAUUUGACGGGUAUGAUUUCGGGUUCAGCUUUAAGGGCGUUGCCCUCGGUCAUACCGUCAGUAGGUCACUCUAAUUUCUACACUGGUGGUGCGUUUAUGUCUUCUUUGGCCAGCAUGCAGUCUUUACCGGCCGGCAUCAAUCAAGGGGUUGCGUUGAAUUUGGGUGGCGGCGGCCAAUACGGUGUAAGUAUGGCGCUUUUGCAAGGGAUAAACGUCCUUCCCACUAUGAAACCACAGGAGCCACAACAGUUGUUGCAAAACGAUUUUUUCCAACCUCACCAAAGCUUGACUAUUCCGCCAAGGCCGUCUUUGAGUUCUUGGACUCAAGGUUUUCUCAGCAGAGGCACGGCCAGCUCUUCAACCGCAAGCCCCAGUUUCUGGAUGGGCACCGCCGCCGAUGGAGGC